UUCUUAACUUGUUAAAUUUAGUUUACCAUUUUGUUUUCCUUUUUUCAAUAUUAUUAUCAAUUUAAGAAGAUCUGACCCUUCAUUAAUAAAAUAGUUCCUAAAGUUCAUGCGGACCCUUCAUUAAUAAAUGGUUCCAAAAGUUCAUGCUGAUCCUUCAAAAUUUGGGAAUGAUAGUGACAAAAACAUUAUCGAGAAUUGGAAGAAACGUAUGCAUGUUUAUGGUGAGAGGCUUAAAAGGUUUCCUUGUUUAGUUUGGAAUGUUGGACGUGAUGACCCAAGAAAGUUGAUCCAUGCAUUCAAAGUUGGUUUAUCUCUUACUCUUGUAUCAUUGCUUUACAUUCUGGAGCCACUCUUUGAAGGGGUUGGUCAGAAUGCUAUUUGGGCCGUCAUGACCGUCGUCGUGGUUUUCGAGUUCACCGCAGGGGCAACUUUAUGCAAAGGGCUUAAUAGAGGAUUAGGGACACUAUUAGCAGGAAUAUUAGCAUUUUUUCUUGAUUAUGUUGCAAAUGAAUCUGGUCAGAUCUUUCAAGCUGUUUUCAUUGCAUCUGCAGUUUUUAUCAUAGGAUCUGCAACCACUUAUAUAAGGUUCAUUCCACAUAUAAAGAAGAAUUAUGAUUAUGGUGUGCUUAUAUUUUUUCUCUUGACAUUCAACUUGUUAACCGUUUCGAGUUACCGGGUUGAUCAAGUCUUUAAGAUGGCACAUGACAGAUUCUACACCAUAGCCAUAGGUUGUGCUGUUUGUCUUAUGAUGAGUCUUUUGGUAUUUCCAAAUUGGUCAGGGGAAGAGCUUCAUCAUUCCAUAGCUUUCAAACUUGAAGGCCUAGCCAAAUCUAUAGAAGUUUGUGUCAAUGAAUAUUUUUAUGGAGAAAUUGAAGCUUCUAGUGAUAUUAAAUCUUCUGAAGAUCCAAUAUACAAAGGUUAUAAGGCAGUUUUGGAUUCAAAAUCCGUUGAUGAAACAUUGGCAUUACAUGCAAGUUGGGAGCCAAAACAUUCUAGACACUGUCACAAAUUUCCAUCGCAGCAGUAUGUAAAAGUUGGAAUUGUUCUUCGUCAAUUUGGGUAUACAGUGGUAGCUCUACAUGGCUGUUUGAGAACAGAAAUUCAGACACCAAGAUCCGUUAGAGUCCUAUUAAAGGACCCAUGCAUAAGACUAGCAGCAGAGGUAUCAAAAGUUUUGACAGAACUUGCAAACAGCAUAAGAACUCGACGCCAUUGCUCUCCCGAAGUCCUCUCCGAUAAUCUUCAACAAGCACUACAAGACCUAAACACUUCCAUAAAAUCUCAGCCACGUCUCUUCUUAGGCUCAAACGACAUCCACUCCAACAUGCUCGCCACCAUAGCAGGAACAGAACAACAACAACAAACAAAACAUGGAAAAAGCUCACUCCCAACUGUUAAAACAGAUUCUUCAGCUUUGUUAGAUUGGAAAACCAAAACGGUAUCUGAACCAGAACGUAAAGUGUUGCGAAAACAGAUGAGUAAAAUAGCUAUAACUAGUCUUGAGUUUUCUGAGGCAUUGCCUUUAGCUGCUUUUUCUUCUUUGCUUGUGGAAACAGUGGCGAAACUUGACUUGAUAAUUGAUGAAGUUGAAGAGCUUGGGAGGUUGGCAUGUUUCAAACAAUAUAGAGAUGGUGAUGAGUUUUGUGUUAGUUGUGAGAAACCAAAAAGUGAUGUGUUGGAGAAACGUUUAACUUCUGAUGGAGGAGAAUGAUUCUAUGUGGCAGCACUUAAUUGAAUGGAUUCUUUUCAUGAUAUAUAUGAAUUAGUUACUACUUUAUAAGUGACACGGAAGAUCUAUUGAAUAGUUAGAUUAUGUUUGUACUAUAGUAAUUAGUGUUAUUUAACAUAAAAAGUGAACAAAAGUAACCAAUACAUCUCUCAUACUAUGAUUGAUGUGUGUUAUUUACUUCGGAUAUAAGAGAAAAAUAUUAAAAAAUUCAGGUAACAUAUGUAUAUAGUGUUGAGUGUUAUUU
Messenger RNA from Cicer arietinum (chickpea), 1973 nucleotides. Its product is annotated as aluminum-activated malate transporter 12-like. Lineage: Eukaryota; Viridiplantae; Streptophyta; Magnoliopsida; Fabales; Fabaceae. The record is from RefSeq and is a predicted model, not a curated record. Gene Ontology annotation, biological process: malate transport.